This is a messenger RNA of Phyllopteryx taeniolatus (common seadragon), 3527 nucleotides long. It is a transcript of the gene cerk, whose product is annotated as ceramide kinase. The transcript is spliced from 13 exons. Bases 95 to 1729 code for a protein of 544 amino acids. The record is from RefSeq and is a predicted model, not a curated record. Gene Ontology annotation, molecular function: kinase activity. NCBI's taxonomy places the organism in Eukaryota, Metazoa, Chordata, Actinopteri, Syngnathiformes, Syngnathidae.
ACACACACACACACACACACACGGGCGAACCGCAUGUAGGCCUACAGAGUGAGCUCAGUCUGUUAUGGUGGCAGCUACAAAACCUGACUAAAUAAUGGAUAUUCAGUAUAUAGUGUUGUUGUCAGACCUAUUCCACAAGCACGGGGAGAUAACGGUGACUCUUUAUCAGGACUUUCUGGUGUGGAAGGACAUUGGGAAGAACUUGAAGAGAAGUUCUGGCAGCGUUUCUCCAACAGCUCACAGCCACACGGUUCACGUGCGUGAAAUCGUGGCCGUGCACAAGACGGACACGAGCGACCCGACGAAGGCAAUAAAACACCUCCAGCUCAAUCCGCACGCAUUUACAGUUUUUUACGUGAGCAGGAUGACGCAGCAUCAGUGGCAAUGCGGCCACAUCACCUUUUACUCGGACAACCUGGGACUUUGCCAGCAAUGGAUUCAAACCAUCAAUGAUCAACUGUCAACACAAACCAAUCGGCCCAAGAGCCUGCUGGUGUACAUCAAUCCCUACGGCGGGAAGCGGCAGGGGAAGCACAUUUACGAUCAGAAGGUGGCGCCACUGUUUUCCCGAGCCUGCAUCGCCACGGACGUGAUUGUUACAGAACGAGCCAAUCAUGCCAGAGAUCACUUGAAAACAGAAGCAAAUCUCGAUAAAUAUGAUGGAGUGGUGUGUGUGGGCGGGGACGGGAUGUUCAGCGAGAUUCUGCACGGUCUGGUCACCAGGACCCAAUCGGAGCACGGCAUAGACCCGAACCAGCCUGACGCCCAUUUGGCGCCGUGUUCCCUCCGCAUCGGCAUCAUCCCUGCAGGCUCCACCGAUUGUAUCUGCUUCGCUACAGUGGGAACCAACGAUGCGGUGACAUCCGCCUUGCACAUCAUCGUAGGUGACUCCCAACCCAUGGACGUGUGCUCAGUGCACCACAAUGACACGUUCCUCAGAUAUUCCGUGUCGUUGUUGGGUUACGGCUUCUACGCCGACGUUCAGACUGACAGCGAGAGGCAGCGAUGGCUGGGCCCGGCUCGCUAUGACCUGUCAGGAGUAAAGACCUUUCUGAGUCACAACUAUUAUGAAGGCACCGUCUCGUUCGUUCCGGCUGAGGACAAUGUGGGGAACCCCAGGGACAAGGAGCAGUGUCGGGCUGGGUGCCGCGUCUGCCAGCGCAAGACCUCGUUACAGCAGCCGCACAACGACAAACCGUCGCACACAGGCAGUGACACUUGGACCGAGAUACGCGGGAAAUUCAUCGCCAUCAACGCUGCCAACAUGAGCUGCGCGUGUCCCCGCAGUCCGCAGGGCCUGUCGCCCUCCGCCCACCUGGCCGACGGCACCGCCGACCUCAUCCUGGUGCGCAAGUGCUCCCGCUUGGACUUCUUCAAACACCUCCUGCGGCACACCAACAAGGAAGACCAGUUCGACCACUCAUUUGUGGAGGUCCACCGGGUGCGCAGGUUCCGCUUUCAGCCCCGCCACAAUGAGCCGGUCUCACUGCAGGACCUGAGUGAGCCCCAGAAGAAAGUGGACCUGAGUCCCUGUUGCUCCAGAUGCCACGACGCCAGCUGCACCUGCAGCCGCUGGACAUGUGACGGCGAGAUCCUUCCCCACGUCGCCAUCCAAGUCAGUGUCCAGUGCCAGCUGAUCAGACUGUUUGCCCGUGGGAUCGAGGAGAAGAAUCAGAACCAGAGUCCACCGUGGCUUCUGGAAGUAGGAGCACAUCGAUCUGUGGACUGAAAGCUGGGCAGGGUGGAACUUUGGCGGAGUAAUUCUUAUCUGAUCCAGGCUUCAAGGAGCCACUAGAGAUGAUGAAGGCUAAUCAUAAAAACAACCCAGGAGAUGCAGAUAAAUUUGAAAGACUCGCUGAGGCUUUAAUGUUAAUUCCCUUUUCUUUUUUUUUGACGAUGACAAAAUAAUUUUUUCAUCUGUGACCCAGGUGAGAGCAGAUGUGAGUCAGGGGGACCUUUUGAAAAGAGCCCAUCUAAUACACUAACAGGACCCUGAUGAUGUAUUAUGGGUAAUAAGGCAAAGUGGUUGCUAAGUGGUGUGGUGUGUCUCAGCACUGCUGCGACACACCUGUGGCUCCGCUUCGGCUAAAAGCGAAGCGCUCACUCGCUCGGCGGAGAUUAGCCCAAAUUAGAUAUUUUUCCGUCAUUAGAGACUUUUUGCUCAGAUGAGCUCCGAUGUCAAGCCAGUCUUGAUGUCUCUGAAGAAAGGUCACAGAAGAUUUGGGACAAUCUUUUUUUUAAAUCAGGGAUAUUUAUGCUACUGCAUCUUCAGCCUGUAUAUCACAUGAUGCGGGUCCCUCAACCAAUCAGUGGACAUCAGUGACUAGCUCCACUUCAGGGUUCCAAAAAGGUUUCAAUAUGUGUUCUUUUGGUUUGGGCAAUGGAAAUGAAGUGUUCUACCAUGUAGUACACUGACUCCUAUUGUAGAAGUUUUCCCAUCAGAAUGAAUGACCGCCGGCUUCUGCACUGAGUUCAAGGUUCUUAGGACCAAUUAGAACCCUUUAGGUUCCAUAGUGCAGUUGGUACCCCAAUGAAAGUCUUGUGAGUAUGGUAACAAUUUGCUAUUUUGGUUUGGAAAUGGAAAUGUAAUAAUAAAGUCUAUCUAUCAUCAGUCUCGGAAUCGGUCUCGAGAACUUGGAACGACGUCAAGGCCAGCCGCUGGUUUCGAAGUCAUCGAAGGAAAGGACGACGACAUCAUUUGCACCUAACACCAGGGGUCACCGAGCCGAGGCCCCUUCUGCAACAUCCAUGAUGACGUCCAGAUCCGCAUUGGCCUGGGCUCUGCUGCCUUCGGAAGGCUAAGUUCCGGAGUUCCUGGAGCAGGAACCUCAGCAUCUCCACCAAAGCAGCUGUGUACAAGGCAGUUUGCCUGAUCGCCACACCUGGAGUUCUACCUGCUCCCAGGGAAUUGUUCACCUUCAGCAGCUGGCCACAGGUGCUGUAUGGCUCACAGCCUCCACUGCCGCUGUCCCUCAUGUGGCCAGACCUGUGAAUGCCGCAAUUGCCUGUACAGCCACAUGGCUAUGCACUACCACAGUACACCGAAAAAAAAAAAAUAGUAAUAAUAAUCUAAAUUCCUGGUGAUUAAGCAGGUGAUUGACCAAGCCCAUCCUUCUCUCUCUCUCUCUCUCUCUCUCUCUCUCUCUCUCUAUACACACACACACACAUUUUUCACAAUGUCCCAUCCCUGGGCAACUUUCGAGAACAGCCAUGGGGGCUACUGUGGUUCUUGAGGCUACAUGGUGCCUGCGGGCACUACGUUGGUGACCCACCUACCGCAAAGAGUUGUUAAGAAAAAUCGACUUAUGGCUUUUCUUUUUUUUUUCAGUAUAAACAGGUUGUAAUACAUUAUCAUGUUAACAGAGGUUUCUGGUUGAAAACAUGUUUUGCUUUUGUCAGGACAGAAAUGCUUCUUCAACGUUUGAAUUGGAUAUGUUCUGGUACUCUAUAGUUACACCCUGUAGUUGUACAUUAACUUGGCUGCUUGACUUUUCUGGAGAUCAAUAAAAAGCCCUUCUGUAAAUUUC